CGCCGGCCCUCACCAAAAACUUCCCUUCUUUCUUAAACAGCACUGUUUCCGAUUCUGAGUAGAACUCAAAACCCCAUCAAAGUAUUAAGCCCCAGCCACGCUUCGCGCGCCACCAUCUUCUUCUGCUUUGCAUCGAAUUCCUCAUUUUUUUUAUAUAGUAUUCUCCAAUUCAGAAAUUUCACCCUCGAAAACAAUGGAAACUACAAAUAUGGAGGAAACAGACCAAGGAAUUGAUGAGUUUCUUCCAGAAGAGACUGGUCAGUUUUUGCGGCAUAUCCCAGAAGAAGUCAUUUCGAAAGUUCUGUCAGGACUGCCCAUCAAAUCUCUCUGUCGAUUCAAAUGCGUUUGUAAGUCAUGGAAGUCUUUAAUUUCCGAUCCGAAAUUUAGUCUGAUUACUUCUAGGGGUAGAGAACGAGCAAUUUUCUGGGAUGAAAGAACCCCAUCUUUUUAUUCUUUAGACCGUGAUCUUGUUCUGGAAAAGCUUCCCAGCCCACUGGAAAAAAUCCCUGAUUGUGCAAAUCAAGAGUGCCUAUUUCUUGGUUCCUGUGAUGGGCUGUUGUUGUUCAGAGUUUCUGACACAGUAUUGUUGUGGAAUCCAUCGACCCGAUGCUGUAGGAGACUGUUUAACCUUAAUCUCAUGGCUAAAGAUUACGUUGUAGAAGCUUCAGGGCUUUGUUUUGAUGAAUCAAUUCGGGAAUAUGUGGUAAUCUUAGCACUCUUUGGCGGGAGGAGGGGGGACAGGAGGAUUGUUCGCUCAGCUAGUUUGAGUACUAAAAUUCACAAACGGAUUUGUUUUCCUUAUGAAAUUUGUUAUUUAGCUAACUCAGGCAUUACUGUCAAUGGAAACCUGCACUGGAUAAUUCAAGAAAGGAAAGGGGAUCCUCAAUUGAUAAUUUAUUUUGAUGCAAAGGCUAGUAGAUUUAGCAAGUUGCCAAUGCCCAAGUACAAUGUUGGAGAUUCUACACAUAUAUUUGGGUUAGGGGUUCUGGAUGGAUGUCUAAGUAUGUCACGAUUUGGAAAUAUCUGGAAUCAAGAACAUGCUAAUGAGAUUUUAAUCAUGAGAGAAUAUGGUGUGGAGGAGUCAUGGACUACUUUGUGUUGCUUACCUUUCAAAGUUGUUGGUGGAUUGGGCUGGUUGGGCUGGUUGCCACCACUGUUCUAUACCAAGAAGAACAAGGAAGUUUUGGUGACAAAUGGUGUCCAUGUUUCUGUGUUUGAUUUGAGAGACAAGUCACUGAGGGAUAUUCAUUUGCCAAAACUUCCAAAUUUCUAUCAGUGUCAUAUGUAUCUGGAAAGUCUACAAAAGGUCCAUCCAUUGAAUCCUGAUGAGAGCAUGGGAAAGGAAAAGGAAAAACUGGUGAUACGCAAAGAUUAGGCAGUACAGGCUGGUGCUUUGAUGUAAUUUUUCUAACUGAAAACAGUUUAAGCAACUCUUGGAUGUCAAAAAUAUAAGGGAAAGGCUAGGCAGAAAAAGGGAAACUUGAUAAAGGAUUUGAGAAGAUUGGUAAAGCAAGGGCUUUCAUUUAUGAACAAGAGCUGCUUUUAAAUCUGGUCGAUUGGGAAAAGGCAGGAAGUUGAAGAGAUGAACUUUAGCUUUUGGCUAUUGGAACUUUAUUAGCUUCCAAAUGCUUGCUUCUAAAAUGCAGUAGGUAACUAGGUAGGUAGGUAGGUACUACCUUUCUCUUCCUAUGUGUCUCUUAGGAUACUGGUAUUAUUGUCUGAAUUUUUCAAUAGUUAUUUAUGUUUUCACCUGCUGGUGAUGUAAUAACUUGGAUUUUCCUAAAAUGU
This is a messenger RNA of Coffea eugenioides, 1788 nucleotides long. RefSeq names its product F-box/kelch-repeat protein At3g23880-like. Gene Ontology annotation, molecular function: protein binding. The record is from RefSeq and is a predicted model, not a curated record. Lineage: Eukaryota; Viridiplantae; Streptophyta; Magnoliopsida; Gentianales; Rubiaceae. Bases 194 to 1375 code for a protein of 393 amino acids. The transcript is spliced from 3 exons.